AUGUCGCUCGAAGAUUUGAAAGACUCGAACCACCGUGGCAACGCACCCGCCGGUCCUGUCGCUGUCGCCAACCCUGGCCCCUUGGGUCUCUCGGCCUUCGCACUCACCACCUUCGUGUUGUCUCUCUUUAAUGUCGGUGCUGGUGUGCCUUCAGGUGGACCCGUCCAGGUCGUGACAGGACUGGCAUGCUUCUAUGGAGGCAUCACCCAAAUGCUGGCCGGCAUGUGGGAGUUCAAGGUCGGCAACAACUUUGGUGCCACCGCCUUCACAUCAUACGGCGCAUUUUGGCUGUCAUACGCAGCAAUCCUGAUCCCAGGCUUCGGCAUCGUCCCCGCCUACGAAGGCGCAACAAUCGACCCUCACGCCCUUGACAACGCCCUUGGAAUUUUCCUCCUCUCUUGGGGUUUCUUCACCUUCAUCAUGUGGAUCGCCACCCUCCGUUCCACUGUUGCCCUCUCCUCCAUGUUCUUUGUCUUGACAUUGACAUUCUUCUUCUUGGCCGCGGGUCAUUUGGCACAUUUGGAGGCUGGUAACUAUCCUACCCGUGUUGGUGGUGGGUUGGGUAUUGUCACUGCGUUGUUGGCGUGGUAUAAUGCUGCUGCCGGGUUGUAUGUUCCUACUGCGACGUUCGUUAGGUUGCCUGUUGGACCCUUGGGUCGUACUCAUUCUGAGUAA
Molecule: messenger RNA, 675 nt
Organism: Linnemannia hyalina
Lineage: Eukaryota; Fungi; Mortierellomycota; Mortierellomycetes; Mortierellales; Mortierellaceae
Source: the annotation of a GenBank genome assembly